This is a messenger RNA of Loxodonta africana (African savanna elephant), 1766 nucleotides long. RefSeq names its product olfactory receptor 8S1-like. Gene Ontology annotation, biological process: G protein-coupled receptor signaling pathway. Lineage: Eukaryota; Metazoa; Chordata; Mammalia; Proboscidea; Elephantidae. The record is from RefSeq and is a predicted model, not a curated record. Gene Ontology annotation, cellular component: plasma membrane. The coding region runs from base 469 to 1404 and encodes 311 amino acids. Gene Ontology annotation, molecular function: G protein-coupled receptor activity; olfactory receptor activity. The transcript has a single exon.
GUUUCAUGUGAAAAAGCUGAAGGAAGACAAAAUAAUAUCAACAGUAUGUACCUUAAGAAGGUUUUGAAUUAGAGUAAGAGACUGAGUGACAGAGAAGAAAAGGCAAGUUUUAGAACACUCACUCUAAGAUGUCUGCUGGAAUCUACAAAGUAUAAACAAUAUUGUUGAGCACAGUUUUGGUUAAAAGAAAUAAACUAAAUUAUUCAUGGUCCAGAUAUAGAAAAUUUUGUGAAUUUCUUCAGCGAUCUCUGAGAUAGAAUAUCAGCCAUAGGGUGAUAUCAUGGUGAAGUUGACCUGGGAAUAAAGAUUGAACCAGAUAGAGUAUCAGCACAGGGAGAAAAAAUUCUGAAGAAUCAAUGCGGCAAAUCUAAGCUAAUUUGAAUGAAGGUCCCCCUUCUGAUAACUGAAUGGAGUCAUAGAGGUUACAGGUUUGUUCCUAUUUUUAUUUACAGACAAUACCCUCUCUAAAUGGAUGUGGGAAAUCACAGCACCAUCCUUGAAUUUAUCCUCCUCGGGCUGUCUGCUGACCCCCAUGUCCAGGCUCUGCUCUUUGUGUUGUUCCUGGUAACAUACCUCCUGACUCUUAUGGGAAACCUAUCGAUACUGUUGGUCAUCAGGACAGAUUCUCACCUUCAUACACCCAUGUACUUCUUCCUGAGUGACCUCUCUUUCCUGGAUUUUUGCUUCUCCUCUGCCACACUGCCCAAGCUGCUGGAAAGUCUUCUGUCACAGAAGAAAAUCAUCUCUGUGAAGGACUGUAUGGCUCAGGUAUUCUUUUUGUUAGACUCUGGGAGCACUGAAGCCUGCCUGCUUACAGUGAUGGCCUAUGAUCGUUGUGUUGCCAUCUGCCAUCCUCUGCUCUAUGACCAGAUGAUGAGCAACCAGCUCUGUAAGGGGCUGGCUUGGGGUUCCUGGGUCCUGGGCUUUCUAGAUGCACUCAUCAACAUCCUUCUAGCUAUGAACUUGGACUUCUGUGAGAAUCAGUCUAUCCCCCACUACAGUUGUGAGUUACCCUCACUCUUCCCUCUGUCCUGCUCUGAUGUCUCCACCAGUUUUGCUGUUAUGCUCUGCUCUACUCUUCUGCGUGGACUUGGAACCUGUGUCCUGAUUGUUUUCUCCUACACCCUCAUUGUCUCGACCAUCUUGAGCAUCAGGUCUUCCACUGGUAAAAGCAAGGCCUUCUCCACCUGCUCCUCCCACCUCACUGCAGUGCUCCUAUUUUAUGGCUCAGCUUUCCUUCGCUAUGUCAUGCCAAUCUCAAGUUCACCAUUGGAGUUGAUCUUCUCUGUGCAGUACAGUGUGGUCACUCCCCUAGUGAAUCCUUUCAUCUAUAGCCUGAAGAACAAUGAGGUUAAAGCAGCUCUGAGAAGAAACUUGAGAAAAUAUCUCCAAUAUUUCAGGUAGUUGACUGCAGGCAGAGGAUGAUGGGGAAUUAGUGUACUGCAGUAGAAUAUCUGGUGAGUUGAUAUUGACAGAAUUUCCUGAUUGCCCCUUCAAUAUUGUGCAGUCACUCACACAGAGAAUCCUUGGUCUACAGCCUGAAAAACAAGGAGACGGCAGUAAAAAGGUGUCUUAGAAAUCCAUACAGCUAUUUGGGGGUGAGGUGGAGAAGGUUGGCUCAGAUUCUAAAUCAACAUCACUUGCCUGGUCUGCUCUGCGUGGCUUUGGUACAUUGUCUCCCAUCCUGAGAAUCAUCUCCGUCACAGGCAGAAACAAGACCGUCUCCACCUGCUAGUCUCACCUCACUGCAGUGAGCUUCUUCUAUG